CCGCGCAGGCGCACUGACAUGCGAAGUUUUGGGUGGUUUGUGAAAAAUCCGAGCGCAAUCGACCGCGGGAGGAAGGGCCGAGCGGUCCCGGGAUUACCGGGUGGAUCGGAGGAAACCGGCAGAACCUUUGGUAUGUUGCCAUGGUGAUUUGGGGGAGAUACAGGCGACCCUGCUGACAGGAUGAAGAUUACUCGGCACGCCUGUUGUUGUAUCCUGACUAAUUUCAGUAAAACAGGAGACGGAGACAGAGUGAACCCUGGUAACUACAGUGACGGACUGGGCCUCCAGUAACCAUGGAGACAGAGCAGGUCCAGGUAAACACAGCGGCAGAGCAGGCCCUGGUCACCAAAGGAACAGAACAGGGCCUAUUAACCACAUUAAAGGAGUGGGUCAUAGUAACUACAGGGACAAAGAGGGCCCCGUCAACCACGGAGACAGAGAGGCCCCCGUUAACCACGGAGAAAGAGAGGGCCCAGUCAACUGCAGAGAAGGAGAGAGCCCUGUCAACCACAGAGAAAGAGAGGGCCCCAUCAUCCACAGAAAAAGAGAGGGCUCCGUUAACCACAGAGAAAGAGAGGGCCCCGUCAAUCAUGGAGAAAGAGAGGGCCCCGUCAAUCACGGAGAAAGAGAGGGCCCAGUCAACCACGGAGAUAAAGAGGGCCCUGUCAACUGCAGAGAAAGAGAGGGCCCUGUCAACCACAGAUAAAGCGAGGGCCCUGUCAAUCACGGAGAAAGAGAGGGCCCAGUCAACUGCAGAGAAAGAGAGAGCCCUGUCAACCACAGAGAAAGCGAGGGCCCCGUCAACCACAGAGAAGGAGAGGGCCCUGUCAACCAUGGAGAAAGAGAGAGCCCUGUCAACCGCAGACACAAAGACGGCCCCGUCAACUGCAGAGAAAGAGAGAGCCCCGUCAACCACGGAGAAAGAGAGGGACCCAUCAACCACAGAGAGAGAGAGGGCCCUGUCAACCGCAGAGACAAAGAGAGCCCCAUCAACUGCAGAGAAAGAGAGAGCCCUGUCAAUCACGGAGAAAAAGAGGGCCCCGUCAACCACGGAGAAAGAGAGGGCCCCGUUAACCACAGAGAAAGAGAGGGCCCCGUCAACCACGAAGAAAGGGAGGGCCCCGUCAACCACGGAGAAAGAUAGGGCCCCAUCAACUGUAGAGACAAAGAGGGCCCCGUCAACUGCAGAGAAAGAGAGAGCCCCAUCAACCACGGAGACAGAGAGGGCCCCGUCAACCACAGAGAAAGAGAGGGCCCUGUCAAUCACGGAGAAAGAGAGGGCCCCGUCAACUGCAGAGAAAGAGAGAGCCCUGUCAACUACAGAGAACGAGAGGGCCCUGUCAACCACAGAGAAAGCGAGGGCCCCGUCAACCACAGAGAAGGAGAGGGCCCUGUCAACCAUGGAGAAAGAGAGGGCCCCGUCAACCAUGGAGAAAGAGAGGGCCCUGUCAACCGCAGACACAAAGAGGGCCCCGUCAACUUCAGAGAAAGAGAGAGCCCCGUCAACCACGGAGAAAGAGAGGGACCCAUCAACCACAGAGAAAGAGAGGGCCCUGUCAACCGCAGAGACAAAGAGGGCCCCAUCAACUGCAGAGAAAGAGAGAGCCCUGUCAAUCACGGAGAAAGAGAGGGCCCCGUCAACUGCAGAGACAAAGAGGGCCACAUCAACUGCAGAGAAAGAGAGAGCCCUGUCAACCACGGAGAAAGAGAGGGACCCGCCAACCACAGAGAAAGAGAGGGCCCCGUCAACUGCAGAGACAAAGAGGGCCCCGUCAACUGCAGAGACAAAGAGGGCCCCAUCAACUGCAGAGAAAGAGAGAGCCCUGUCAACCACGGAGAAAGAGAGGGCCCCGUCAACCACAGAGAAAGAGAGGGCCCGGUCAAUCACGGAGAAAGAGAGGGCCCAGUCAAUCACGGAGAAAGAGAGGGCCCCGUCAACCGCAGAAACAGAGAGGGCCCUGUCAACCGCAGAGACAGAGAGGGCCCCGUCAACUGCAGAGAAAGAGAGGGCCCAGUCAAUCACGGAGAAAGAGAGGGCCCCGUCAACCGCAGAAACAGAGAGGGCCCAGUCAACCGAAGAGACAGAGAGGGCCCUGUCAACUGCAGAGAAAGAGAGGGCCCCGUCAACCGCAGAGAAAGAGAGGUCCCAGUCAAUCACGGAGAAAGAGAGGGCCCUGUCAACCACAGAAACAGAGCGGGCUUCUUCAACCACAGAGACAGAGAGGGCCCAGUCAACCACGGAGACAGAAAGGGACCCACUGGCCACAGUGACGGAACUGACCCCAAUAACUACAGAGACAGAGCGGGCUUUGGUAACUGUGGCAGUGGAGCAGGCCCCUGUGACCUUUGUAACCAUGGAUCCAUCCCAUUCAGUUGUGGAACUGAAUGAUCCAUCUCAUUCAAUUUCACAAAAUUUUCCUGGAAAAUCAUCAGACAUUCUUUCCCCUCCCUUUGACCCCAGUAACCAUGGACAACGAUCCCCUCACCCUGACCAUGGUCACCAUGGGCAACGGAUCCUUCACCCUGACCCAGAUAACUUUGGGCAACAGCUUCCUACACCUGACCCUGGUAACCAUGGACAACUUACUCCUACACCAGAACCCAGUAGCCAAGGAUUAUCUGCCCCUCCGUCUGCCCCACCCCCUCCCCCUCCCCCACCUCCUCCUCCCCCUCCCCCACCCCCUCCUCCCCCUCCACCACCCCCUGCCCUAGGAAGCUUUCAGUGCUCCACGUCCAGCCGGCGGUCUAGGCUACGACACUUUAACUGGGAUGCUCUCCCCCAUCACCGGGUGGUGGGCAAGCAAAAUAUCUGGACGACAGAGACGGGUCCUGAGCAGAUUGCUAUCGACACGCGGAGCAUGGAGGAGCUGUUCGCCCGCAAAGAGCUUGUCCCCACUGCUCGCAGAAGCUUCCGGGCCCGAUCGCCACAGAGGAGUAGCGACACGGAGAUCUCCAUUCUGGACGCUAAGAAAUGCAUGAACAUCGGGAUCUUCCUCAAACAGUUCAAGAGGCCCGUGGAGAGUAUUGUCGCUGACGUUCAGCGGGGGACGGGAGGCUCAUACGGGGCAGAGAAGCUCGUGGAACUCAGCAAACUGCUGCCUGACAAAGAAGAGGUGAAGAAGCUACAAGAGUUCAGCGGAGACCGGGGGCGAGUGUGUGAGGCCGAACGUUUUCUGCUGCUCUUGACUGAGCUGCCCAAUUAUGAGCAGCGUCUGCAGUGUCUGAUACUGAAGGAGGAGUUUUCACCACAGAUGGAGGCACUGAGGGUUGGAGUGAGGACCCUCACUGAGGCAGCUAGCGAGCUGCUCGGCUGUGAGGAGCUGCACACUGUCAUCCGACUGGUCCUGAAGGCAGGGAAUUACAUGAAUGCAGGUGGAUAUGCUGGCAAUGCCUUUGGCUUCAGGAUGGCGUCGCUGGUGAAGUUGGCGGACACACGAGCCAAUAAACCGGGCAUCAAUCUUAUGCACUUCGUGGUGAUGGAAGCUGAAAAGAACGACAAGAAAUUGCUGGAUUUCCCCAGUAAACUGCAGAAUGUGGCAGCGGCUUCCAGAAUUUUUAAACAGGACAUUGAGAAUGACACUGAGAAACUGAAGCACAAACUGCAAAUGGUGAAAGGAAAUUUCAGCAAAGUGCCUGAGAUCAGAGAGCAGAUGGAGGAAUUUGUCAAGGAGGCCGAGGGACGACUGCAGCAGCUGCAGGAGGCUCUGGACCAUCUGGAGAUGGUGAGCGGGCGUCUGGCUGAGUUCCUGUGCGAGGAUCAGUUCCGUCUCGAGGAGAGUUGCAGCAUCUUCCAGACCUUCAGUGAGAAGUUCCUCGCGGCCAGGGAGGAGAACCGACAACGACAGUUCAAGGAGAUGCGUCGCCGCCAGCGGGAGGAGGAAGCCGCGAAGCGCCUCUCCAUCGCCAGCUGCUCCUACUGGGAGUGUGGGCUACCUAACUCUGAACCUGACCUCCAGUCACUGCUGCUCCGCGACCGCCGCUCCUUACGCCAGCGGCCCAAGUCUGAGCGGUUACCCCGCAGCCAGUCACUGCGUCUGGUGAGUGACGCAGCUCAGGCCCCAAACACUGCCUCAGCCCCGACGCUAGCUCUUCGAGCUCAGGCCCCAGCCCUGGCCAUAACCCAGGUCUUAACCCGGGCCCCGGCCCCGGCACCAGCCCCAGCCCCUCCAUCUCCUCCAGCUCCAGCCCUAAUCCCGGCCCCAAAUCCAUCAGUAGUCCCUGCAGCCCCAUCCACGUCCCCGACCCCGUCCCCAGAGGAGGUGUUGCGACUCCGCCAAGUGUCAGAGCGUCUCCUGCGUCCACGGACAACCCGCAGGUUGGGGUCGGGACCCAGACCUGAGAGAUCGGGACCGGUGACUUGCUCGCCGCCCAACACCUCAGCUCCAGACCUGGACUCGACCCCUGCCCCCUCCUCGAGUCAUCCCCACGAUCAUUUGUCCCUGGCUGGAGCCCACACCCAGGCCGUUGCCCCAGCGCCUCCCACACUUCCAGUCACUGCAGCUACUGUGGCCUCACGGACCAGCUAUCCGCCCCUGGCCCGGCCCUCCCGCCCCUCCGCGGGCCGGAGCCUCUCUGCCGACGUCCUUGAGCCCUCCCGGGGCAAAGUCCAGCUCUCCCGAGGCUUUUCCGUGGACCGACCCAUGCUGCCCGCUGCCCUCAGCCGACCCUUGUCCACCUCCAUCUCCUCCAUUCUGAGGAGACACUCCUCCUCCUCCACACCUUCCCGCAGGCGACCCUCCACCCUCUUCCAGCGGCAGCCCUCCACCUCCUCCCCUGCCCCCACCCGCAAGAGACGUUCCUCUGCAUCCCGCUCCCUCAGAGCUGUGAAGCCUCUUGCAUCCGACAGGCCAGAGCAAGCAGAAGAGACGAAGGCCAUGGGGUCUGGCUUCUGGUCAAUUUCCAACCUCUUUGGCAAGAAGCCUCCCAAGGCAGUGGAUGGGGCAGGAGGAGCAGCGGCCGAGUCGGAGGCAAAGGAGUCGGCUGUGGCCCCCAGCAGGGGGGCAGGAUUCAUCAGUAGUCUGUUUAAGGGUUUCAGUGGCCACAAGGGCCCCAAGCACUAACCACCCAUCCCAGGGACCUUCGGAUCCCACAGGGGAGCCACCCGCACCAAUUCAAGCAGUGGAGGAACUGGGUAUCACUACCAGUUGCACAUGCCCUCGAGUUCAAAGUAAAUUUAUUGUCAAAGUACAUAUACUGUAUGUCAUCAUAGACAAUCCUGAGGUUCAUCCUUGUGGGCAUUCACAGUAAAUACAAGAAACGCAACAGAAUCAAUGAAAUGCAGAACAGAAGAUGGACAAACAAACAAUGUGCAAAGGACAACAAACUACAGAUACAAAACUAAGCCAAUAAUAAUAAUAAUAAUAAUAAAUAACGAAGCAGUAAAUAUCGGGAACAUGAAAUGAAAGUGAGUCCAUUGGUUAUGGGAACAUUUCAGUAAUGGGCAAGUGAGGAUGAGAUGUUAUCCCCUCUGCUUCCAGAGCCUGAUGGUUGUAGGGUAAUAACUGUUCCUGAACCUGGUGGUGUGGGACCUGAUGGUUGAGGGGUAAUAACUGUUUCUGAACCUGGUGGUGUGGGACCUGAUGGUUGAGGGGUAAUAACUGUUCCUGAACCUGGUGGUGUGGGACCUGAUGGUUGAGGGGUAAUAACUGUCCCUGAACCUGGUGGUGUGGGACCUGAUAGUUGAGGGGUAAUAACUGUUCCUGAACCUGGUGGUGUGGGACCUGAUGGUUGUAGGGUAAUAACUGUUCCUGAACCUGGUGGUGUGAGCCCUGAGGCUCCUGUACCUCCUUCCUGAUCACAACAGCAAAGAGAGACCAUGUCCUGAAUGAACAUCUCACUGUGUUCAUUACGUUUAAAACAGUAAGCUGUUAAAUGUUUUUAACAAUUCUGUGAAUAUUGAAUUUUGUACCAUAAGUUAUUGCGGCAAACAUUGAAAUGAGAGACUCUGCCUACGGCGCAUGGCCAGACUGCGGAUCUCAGCAGGAGUCGACAGAAUGUACAGACUGUGCAAGCAACUUUGGCAAUCCUUCUCCCCCUGAGAGAGGGCAGGGAUGGGUUGCUCUGCCCCCCAAGUGUGGGAUCAGUGCUGGGACUCUCCAUCUUCCCGAGAGUGGGCACUUGUUGACAAAACAACACACACUAAAUGCUGGAGGAACUCAGCAGGUCAGGCAGCAUUACUGGAAAUGAAUAAACAGGCAAUGUUAGUGUCAAAAGAGAAUACAAACUCAAUCUGAUUAAUUCCCACCCAAUCAGUUGGUCUACUCUCAGUCUCCAGCAGAGAGAUGGAAGCUGUCACCAGCAGAGUGGCCAGUGUGGGGUUUGAGUUUUACCAGAACCACUCAGCUCCAGAAACCGUUCCAGCCUUGGUGCCUUGGUCCAAGGUUGGCCCAACGGACUGAGACAAUAGUGACCGCUCCGUGUAUCAAGGCUGCAUUGAAUCGUGUGCUGUCAAUCCGGUUGGAUUGUAUCUUAAAGACAGCAGGGAGGUGAUUGUUAAAGGUUGUUCACCCCAGCCAUGUCCCAUGACUUUCUGAGGGCAUUGUCCCAACCUCAGCAUCUUUAUCUGCUUCGAACGACCUCCGUCAAAAAUGGCUGGAUGAUUGCACAGAGUUCAGUUUCAGUCAGAGCUUUUCAGCAGACAAAGCAGUCCAAUCUGGCCACAAAGGUUCAUGAGCCAAUGGAGACAAGUAGUAUCAGGUCACUAAAGUACCCAAAAAGACUCCAAAACCAGAAAGAGCUCCUGGUGACAUUCCACAACAUCGCUAUCAACUGUUACAUUGAUUAGAAACUCCACUCAGCCAAGUCCAUGAGGACUUUGGGCACAAAUUGGUCAAUCGGUCAGCUCUCGAUAAAAGAUCAACUUUAUUCACCAUAUACAGUACAUUGACAUCUAUUAGGAAUUUGCUGCGGUGUGUUGAUCAGGGUAUGAUAUGCAACACAAAACUACAUUCAACAAUUUGUAAAGAAUAAUAAAUUGUAUAAAAAUAAAGUUAGAUGUGUUGAAGUAUGAAUAUGGAGUAAUAUGUACAGAAAUACCAGGAUGUAUUUGCAAUGUUAACAGAGUUAUAAACAGUGGUUUAAAGUGUUUUCAGUGCAUUUGUAGUGUUAACACGUUCUUUGUAUGAUGUUCCACGGCCUUUCACACCUCCUAUGAGAGGUUAUUACACAGGCUUAGCUCCGUAGUGUGGGACCAGAACCUUCCUCUGCUUCACUGAGCUUCAGAACGCCUGUCGUCACGUACGCCUGUAGCCCUGAAUGUGCUAGUGGGCAGCAUACCCUUACAGACAUUUGGUACUGAAAGACCAGGAUGUUUUGGCCAGGACUAAGUCAGUCUGUCAGUAAGUCGCUGAUCUCCCAGCACCUGAUUUUCUCAGUAUGUGUCCCUGAGAACAGCCCGCAGAUCAGAGAAGCGGCAAGGGAUGAACCUUGCAUCCUUUCCCGGGCCUUCUUUGCAAAUCCACAGCUCACAAAGUGAGCAGUCAUCCCCAAUGGAGCCACCUUGAGGGUAGUAUGCACUGAGAAUGUGAUGACAUUUCUACAGGAAGGAUCUGAUGGGUGAUGGGUGGAUCUGACAGGAGAAAGGGGGAUCUGAUGGGUGACGGGUGGAUCUGACAGGAGACGAUGGAUCUGACGGGUGAUGGUUGGA
Messenger RNA from Mobula hypostoma (lesser devil ray), 7645 nucleotides. RefSeq names its product inverted formin-2-like. Bases 294 to 5060 code for a protein of 1588 amino acids. The transcript has 12 exons. NCBI's taxonomy places the organism in Eukaryota, Metazoa, Chordata, Chondrichthyes, Myliobatiformes, Myliobatidae. The record is from RefSeq and is a predicted model, not a curated record.